UUAUCCGAUUAUACUUUUAAUUUUGUUUUUCGAAUAGAAAUACAGUCGGUCGCAUUCGCGUUAAUUGGAAGUUAAUAAACUUGGUUUCUCUCUUAAAAAAAGAAAAAAAAAACCAAAAUAUAAUGAUGAAGUUUAAUUAAAUAUAUCGUACGGGUGAAAUAAAUUUUCGUUUUUUCGGUGGAAGUUCGAUUUUCAUGUGUCUAGGAUACUAGAAAUAAAAUAACGCGCGUGCAUAACAAAUCUUCAAUCGGCAGAGCAGUUCAACAGUUGAAAACGAAAAAACCCAAAGAAAGUGAGAUCGUAGAGCGUGAUUUCUCGCUCUAUCCAUCUCGAUUGUGUGGCGAAAAAAGGAAAUAAGCGUCAACUGGAUUGGAAAUAAAUGCGAUUUUAGGACGAAUUUUUUUUAGAAAUCAACACUAUCCUCAUUGAAAGUUAACCGAGAGCAAGCGUUAAGCCACCGAACGUUUUAAUAAUUAUUAAGUAAUAAAGACUAAACACAAAUUUACAAAAAUGUUGCCUACAAAUGUGGGCGCUUUCCUCCGAAAGAUGGUGACAGAUCCACCAGCUAGCGAAAUUGACAAUACCGGGGCUUUUGAUAGGCUCAGACAAACACUGUCUUCUUCCCUACUAACAGCUCAAGAUAGAGUGACAAAAGUGUCACCUAGGCCUUCAAUGACUCCUGACGCAGAGACUUUGAGUAUGAUGCAACAAGUACAACAACAGCAACAAUCACAAUCAAAUCAAUCGAAUCAAGUUAGUAGUAGUAAUAGUAGCCAACAAAAACCCGAACCGGGUAAAGCUCCAAGUCGUGCUGGUACGUGCCGCGUUUGCUUAAAAUCAUUUAAACCGGACGAUUUUAGUAAAAUUUGUGCCGAAUGCCAACAAAAAGUGUGCGAAGAUUGUGCCAGCUAUAGCAAAUUAGACGAUAGCGAAGAUGCGAUAUCAUGGUGCUGUAGUGUAUGUCGACGAAAAAUGGCUUCGCGCGUCUGUUUGCCACAAGAUUCGACCGAUUCGACGCUUGACGUGCCAUGUAUGGAAGCCAUUCAGCGAAGACAUUCCGAGGUGAAAUUAGGCUCAAGUCAACAAUUAUCGUGUGGCAACAGUGGUUUGGCACCACCGCGCAGUCCCGAACUUCGACGUCAUUCCGACGUUUCACCAGCAUCAAUUAGAGAAUUAGAAAAGUUCAAGGACAAUUCAGGUUGGAAUAAACCAAGCAGCGCAAAUCCAAGCCGACCAGCAAGCCCAUCAAUGCGUAUCGAUUUCAAUGCACCAUUGUCCAGAGCUGGAUCGCGAAGACAAUCAAGAGUUGUAGCUAGGCAACACAGUUACGAUGACGAUAUCAAAGCUUCCACAGCCGAAACUGUAAACAAUAAAGACACUGGAUUAGAAUUACCAAACAUACAGCGAAGAGCAUCCGCUUAUGAUGUGUUAGCACCAUCGGUGCUAAACUCAGCGGCUGGUAUUCCAUCAUCGCGUAGAUCAUCGUUCCGUGGAACCGCACCAGAGUCAAAUAUGUAUAAAGAGAAUUCACCCAGUCCGGAAAAAAAUGAUUCCGCGCUAUUCGUUGAAGAGGAUCGUCGAGUGCGAAGACGUGGCUCACAAUUGCCGGAUAUUAGUGCGAUUCGAGAUAGAGCAGCUCUUACGAACUCCAAUACAAACCAAUUAACAGCAAUGCCAUUCCAGCCACCAGCCUUAGAAGAUUUGGAAGCACCACGGCGGCAAACUUCAUUAGAUGGUGAAGCAAUCAAAAUUAUAAUUCAUGACGUCGAUUCGGGACCAUUUCUUGCGUCCAAACGGCGAGUCACAUUGCGACGAGAUCCAACUGAUAAGGCGCACAGAACUCGAGGCUUUGGAAUGCGUGUUGUUGGUGGUAAAACUGGAACGGAUGGUCGUUUAUUUGCGUAUCUCGUAUGGACUGUACCUGGAGGACCGGCCGAAAAGAUGGGUCUACAACAAGGAGAUAAGGUUUUGGAAUGGAAUGGUAUGUCAUUAGUUGAUCGAAGUUUUGAAGAAGUGUGUGCUAUAAUGGAUCGAACUGGGGACACGGUUGAAUUGCUCGUUGAGCAUGCAGCCGAUUUUCGUAUGUGUGAUUUAUUGGACGAGGCUGCACCACCGGGCUCAAGCGGAGGUGGUGUAAACAGCAACCUUCGAAAAAACGUCGAUGAUUUAUCAUCCGGAUUAGUUCCAGAUGUGGAAACAACAGCCGAUAAGUCGCCAUCGUCACCAACAAGGCGAAAAUUACCAAAAACUCCGAGACAACUAAAAGAAAAAGUAUCAGGGCGAGUACAAUUCGAAUUAAGCUAUCAUACAGAUCGUGAAGAAUUAGUUGUAUCCCUAAUGGCCGCUGACAACUUACCUCUCAGAGAUGAAAAAGCUGGGCAUGGUAAAUUACCAGAAACAUUCGCCAAAGUCCGCAUUUUACCCAAAAUGUACAAUGGUCAUGUAGAACGUACUGAAGUGUCAGCGCCCACACAAAAUCCCAUAUGGAAUGCAACGUUAAUAUUUCCGAAUGUUAAGGCUGAUGAAUUGCUAAAGCGGCAUGUUGAAAUCGAAUUAUGGGACAUGGUGCCGCAUGCCGAAUUUGUAUUUUUGGGCGUGUGCACGGUUGACAUUCAGAAAGCUUUAUUGGAUGAUGGAGCGAUUUGGUGUCGUAUCGAAGAGCAAAAUAAUGCGACCAAUAUUCAAACGAAUUCCUCAAUGGAUUCAGCAUCAGGUGGUAAUGGUGGAAAUAAAUCAGCAACUGGUGCAACAUCAACAUUAUCAUCAUUUCGUCCGGUUUCGUUGGAAGUGUCAAAAGGUAGUAGUGGCGAUUGGUCAAAGCCAAUUCAUAAUGAUAUGAGUCAUAGUUAUACGCGAUUACAUCGUGGUGAACAUUUGCGCAGUUCAUCAUCGGAUGAUGUUGAUUCAAUUGGUGAUGCAUCAUCGUUAUUGCAUCCGGAUCAUGCAUGGACAAGUGGUUCGCGACGCGGUUCAUCGCAAUCGGAACAAUUAAAUGUCGAACAAUAUCAAUUGGGCAAAGAUUAUUCGCAUUCAUUGCCCGGUUCACGGCGUUCAUCAUUUCAGGAUGGUCAACAAGGUAAUCAUGAUAACAGUGAUAGCAACAUUUUUAAUUCGUUGUGUUUGACCGGUCGACGUCGUUCAUCGUGCACACGCCGCGAUCCACAUGAUGAAUUCUCGAAAUCGCAUAAAGGCUCGAAAAGUAAAUUGAAUCGUACAUUGAGCGCUUCAUCGUCAGAAAAACGGCUCACAAAGACCAAAUAGGACGGGGUUUUUGCUUCUUUUUUGUCAUGGCAAAAAAGAUAAGCAAAACACAUUCACUAAAAUUCACACAAAAAUAAAAACAAAUUAUACAGAGAGAUAUAGAGACAACACCAGAUAUAUUCAAAACGCCAUAAAUAAAAACCAAACAUAUAUAACGACAACUCGACCGAAAACAACAAAUUCCCAUCACCUCUCUGGUAUAACCCGAUGACACUGACGAUGAAGCGAUACAUACGAGCAUUCAAUAUAUCAACAUUUAUAACUGAAUAGAAUAGAAAACGAGAACAGAUACAGAUAGAGAGAAAGAGAGGGGAAAAAUGAGAUGAUCAACCCUUUUUUCGGUUCUAAUUAACUUUUAUAUUUUAUGUAAGACAAACAAAUGAAUAUGAACUGAAUAUAUUAGAGAGAAAGAAAAAUAUCACACACAUUUUUAGCAUGAUUUUUCAGCUGAUGAUAAACCAACUAUAGCAACAUCAACGAACAAAUGUUCGGCUAAAAGUUUUAGUGGGCCUAAUUUUUAUUAUGUUUUAAUUUGAUGAAACGGACUACAUUUUGAGACAAAAUGAAAACGACGAAUAUACAAU
Messenger RNA from Contarinia nasturtii (swede midge), 3845 nucleotides. It is a transcript of the gene Fife, whose product is annotated as regulating synaptic membrane exocytosis protein 2. Gene Ontology annotation, cellular component: cytoskeleton of presynaptic active zone; presynaptic membrane. NCBI's taxonomy places the organism in Eukaryota, Metazoa, Arthropoda, Insecta, Diptera, Cecidomyiidae. The transcript has 13 exons. Bases 511 to 3261 code for a protein of 916 amino acids. The record is from RefSeq and is a predicted model, not a curated record. Gene Ontology annotation, molecular function: small GTPase binding; transmembrane transporter binding. Gene Ontology annotation, biological process: regulation of membrane potential; regulation of synaptic plasticity; calcium ion-regulated exocytosis of neurotransmitter.